UCUAAAACAAGAAGAAAUCAUGUCAUCGACUAUGCAUUUUUCCCUAUUGUUCUUCAUUUGUUGUUGUCCUUGCUUUUCCCUACCAGGGCUUUCCCUACCAAAAGGGCCCUCCCUCCCCUCCCUACCAAAAGUUGUUCCCCUACCAAAAGGAUCAUCCCCAUCAAAAGGGCCCUCCCCACCAAAAGGGCCUUCGGAUCCUAAUUCCCUCUACAAAUCCUUUCUCGAAUGCCUUCCAACAUCAUCCCCUCAACCUGACAAAACAUUCUCUUCAGUCGUUUACAGCUCCGCCGCUAACUCCUCCGCCUAUACCAAAGUUCUAAUGGACCACGUCAAAAACUUUCGUUACAAUGCCACCUCCACACCUAAGCCUGCCAUCAUCAUCACUCCAAAUAAAGAAACUCAUGUACAAGCUGCCGUCAUCUGCGCCAAGAAACUCAAUAUCCAGAUUAGGAUUCGUAGCGGAGGACAUGAUUAUGAAGGAGUCUCCUACACCUCGUCUGAAAAAACACAGUUCAUGAUAAUUGAUAUGUUUAAUCUUCGUGCAGUUGAUGUUAAUGUCGCCAAGGAAACUGCGGUGGUCCAAGCCGGAGCUCAAUUGGGUGAUCUGUAUUAUCGGAUUUGGGAAAAGAGUAAGGUGCAUGGGUUCCCGGCCGGAGCAUGUCCGACAGUCGGUGUUGGUGGACAUAUAAGCGGCGGUGGUUAUGGCACCAUGAUUCGAAAAUACGGGUUGACUGUUGAUCAUGUGAUUGAUGCCAAGAUCGUCGAUGUUAAAGGUCGGCUUUUGGAUCGGAAAGGAAUGGGUGAGGAUCUUUUUUGGGCCAUACGCGGCGGGGGUGGUUCCAGUUUUGGUGUCAUAUUGUCCUUCACCGUGAAACUAGUUCCGGUGCCGAAGGUUACUACUGUUUUCAAGGUAACGAAAAAGGUGGAAGAAAAGGCAGUAGACAUCCUUUUUAAAUGGCAGUCGGUUAUGUCUACAAUCGACCCAGAUUUGUUUAUUAGAGUUUUACUACAGCCGACGAAGGAGAAAAACAAGAGCACUGCCCAGGCUACAUUUAUGGCCCUUUUCUUGGGUGAUUCCACCAGGUUGUUGGGUUUAAUGGGUAAAAGCUUCCCGGAACUAGGAUUAAAGAAACAAGAUUGCUUCGAAGUAAGUUGGAUUCAAUCCACUCUUUUUUGGUCAAACUUCGAUUACAACAAGACAAAGUUAGAUAUCCUCAUCGAUCGGCACACUGAUGUUGUUAAGUUUUUGAAACGAAAGUCUGAUUACGUACAAACCGCUAUACCAACGACAGGAUUAACGUCCAUAUUCAACAAGUUGGGUGAACUUGGUAAAAUUGGUCUGGUUUUCAACCCGUACGGUGGGAAAAUGAAUGAAAUUCCGGCAAACGCAACUCCAUUUCCUCACCGUGCCGGAAACCUAUUCAAGGUGCAGUAUUCAUUGAGUUGGAUUAACGGUAAUCCGAAAGAAACCGAAGACAACAUGAAUCAGUCUAGGGUUAUGUAUGAUUUCAUGACUAAUUAUGUAGCGAAGAAUCCAAGAAGCGCGUUUGUGAAUUACAGAGAUUUAGAUAUUGGUGUGAAUAAAGGUGAUGGGCUUACCUCUGCCAAGGUUUAUGGGGAGAAAUAUUUCAAGAAUAAUUUUGAUAGAUUGGUGAAGGUGAAGACAGCUGUCGACCCUGAAAAUUUCUUCAGGAAUGAACAGAGUAUCCCUAUUCAACCUGGAAAGAAGGGAAAACACAACGAUGUGUCCAUGAUUGACGAUUAUAUAUAUAACGGGAAGGACCAAAGUAUCCCAAUUCUUCCAAGAAAGCACACUGAUGUGUCCAUGACUGACGAUUAUAAAUAUAACAGGAAUAAACUGUUGCCGGAAAAGCACACCGAUGUGUCCAAGACUGACGAUUAUAUAUACAAUGGGAAUGAACAGAGUAUCCCUACUUUUCCUGGAAAGCACACCGAUGUGUCCAAGACUGACGACUAUAUAUACAACGGGAAUGAACAGAGUACCCCUACUUUUCUUGGAAAACACACCCAUGUGUCCAAGACUGGCGACUAUAUAUACAACGGCAAUAUACAGAGUGUCCCUACUUUGCCAGAAAAGCACACCGAUGUGUCCAAGACUGAUGACUAUAUAUACAACGGGAAGAAACAGAGUAUCCCUACUUUGCCUGGAAAGCACACCGACAUGUCCAAGACUGACGACUAUAUAUACAACGGGAAUGAACAGAGUACCCCUACUUUUCUUGGAAAACACACCCAUGUGUCCAAGACUGGCGACUAUAUAUACAACGGCAAUAUACAGAGUGUCCCUACUUUGCCAGAAAAGCACACCGAUGUGUCCAAGACUGAUGACUAUAUAUACAACGGGAAGAAACAGAGUAUCCCUACUUUGCCUGGAAAGCACACCGACGUGUCCAAGACUGACGACUAUAUAUACAACGGGAAUGAACAGAGUACCCCUACUUUUCUUGGAAAACAAACCCAUGUGUCCAAGACUGGCGACUAUAUAUACAACGGCAAUAUACAGAGUGUCCCUACUUUGCCAGAAAAGCACACCGAUGUGUCCAAGACUGAUGACUAUAUAUACAACGGGAAGAAACAGAGUAUCCCUACUUUGCCUGGAAAGCACACCGACGUGUCCAAGACUGACGACUAUAUAUACAACGGGAAUGAACAGAGUACCCCUACUUUUCUUGGAAAACACACCCAUGUGUCCAAGACUGGCGACUAUAUAUACAACGGCAAUAUACAGAGUGUCCCUACUUUGCCAGAAAAGCACACUGAUGUGUCCAAGACUAAUGACUAUAUAUACAACGGGAAGAAACAGAGUAUCCCUACUUUGCCUGGAAAGCACACCGAUGUGUCAAUGACUAAAGAUUAUAUAUACAACAUAAAUGAACAUAGAAAAUAAGAAGUAAAACGAAACUAAGAAAUAACGACCGUAUCAAUGGUAGGGGACUACUUUUGAUGAUCACCUCCAACAUAAAAAAUAAGAAGUAAAUUAGAUAAGUAAAACCUUUCUUGUCUAUACGUCAAUGUACAUCUAUAUAGAAUAAAUUCGUCAAUAUGAAAUGUUAGUCGGUAAUAGAUUAUAAGUAGGAGUGUGUGUUAGUGUAUAAUAUUUGUAUUAGUUAGUUUUCAAAGGCCCAUAUGUUUAGGCCAUUUUCUCAUGUAAUCUGUAUAUAAACACUAUAAUGAAUACAAUACGAUUAUGGGAAAAUAUACCAACAAUAUGGUAUCAGCGAACCCUUAAUAUUA
Lactuca sativa (garden lettuce) is the source of this 3255-nucleotide messenger RNA. Its product is annotated as berberine bridge enzyme-like 21. NCBI's taxonomy places the organism in Eukaryota, Viridiplantae, Streptophyta, Magnoliopsida, Asterales, Asteraceae. Gene Ontology annotation, molecular function: oxidoreductase activity; FAD binding. The record is from RefSeq and is a predicted model, not a curated record.